CUUUGAGAUCGCGCGUACCGGUUCGCGCGAUUUCACUCUCGCGCAUGUUGCACGCACGAAAUACUUUUAUACUUGUUUAUUGAUUACUUUAAAUUUUAUAUAGGUUGCAAGUUUUGAUUGAGUAGUAUGGCGCGAUUGUCAGUGCUAGUGUUCGGUAUAGUUGGAUUAUGGACACAAGUCUGCUGUCUGGAAAAUGAUAAGUACGAUGAAUAUUCACUUAUACGUAUAUAUCCCACAAAUGGAACACAAGUGGAGACCACCAAUCGCUUCCAAGAUCCUGAACAUUUAAUCGAAGUACUGAAGGGGAGUAGAGGAAUAAAUGAUAGCUUGGAUUUACUGGUAGCACCGCAUCGUAUCAACUACGCACGACAGUUCGCGCUUAAUAAUGAUUUACGAUUUGAACUAAAACAAAAGGAAUAUGGCAGGGCGUUCGAGACGGUAGAACGUGUUCCCAGAAGGAGAGUGCUACGCAGUUUCAGUAUCUACGAUUACAAUUCUUAUACAGCAAUUCAAGACUAUUUGGAAACAGUGGCGAGGAGGCAUCCCGAAUUAGUCACUCUCCAACUACUUGGCAACAGCUAUCAGGGUCGGCGGGUGAAGCUCGUCAAGAUAUCCGCAAAUCCUAAUACUGGCAAUCCCAUUGUAUUUAUUGAUGCAGGUAUACAUGCACGAGAAUGGGUGGCUCCAGCGAUGGCCCUGUACUUGAUAUACAGACUGACCAAUGAUCCAGAAGCAAAACAAAACGAGCUGAAUGGCGUAGAUUGGUACAUUCUGCCGGUGGUCAACCCUGAUGGAUACGAAUUCACCAGGUCCAGCAAAGCUAAUCGCUUAUGGAGGAAGACAAGAUCAAAGAGCAAUGGCAACUGUUUUGGCGUUGAUGGCAACAGAAAUUAUGGCUUCAAAUGGGCCGUCAGCGGGGUGUCAAAUAACCCUUGCGACCGAGAAACGUACGCCGGCCCUAAACCCUUUUCUGAACCCGAAACACAAAUGGUCAGGAACGUCAUGUUAGAAAACGCUAAGAGAUUGAAGCUAUACAUCUCUGUACAUUCGUACGGUCAAUAUUUAGUAUACCCUUGGGGCUAUACAGGCGAUUUUGUCCCUAAAGAAUGGAAGAAAAUGGAUUCCCUUGCAAGAAGUGUCUCAGAUGCUGUACAAAGAGCAGGAGGAAAGCCUUUUAGAGUGAUGAGUGCUGGGAAGUGGUAUCCAGCGGCCGGUGGCAGCGAUGACUUCGCUUUUGGUGCUGUGGGUGUCCCAUACUCUUACACAAUGGAAUUAACAGAAGGAUACGAGUUUCUAUUUCCUGAAAGAUUAUUGAAAACUGUUUUGCCACAGUUUUAUGAAGGUUUUCGUGUAUUCGGCGCACAGAUUAAGAAGGAGUUCAAAAAUUCAAGGUCACCACGAGAUUCUGAAAGUGUGUCAUCUAUUGAAGACUGAGACCAAAUUUUGAUAACACUGAGUUCUAAAUAGGUUUAAAGAAAAGGUUUAAUAAAGAAAUU
This is a messenger RNA of Achroia grisella, 1496 nucleotides long. RefSeq names its product carboxypeptidase B-like. Gene Ontology annotation, biological process: proteolysis. Gene Ontology annotation, molecular function: metallocarboxypeptidase activity; zinc ion binding. The record is from RefSeq and is a predicted model, not a curated record. Bases 127 to 1434 code for a protein of 435 amino acids. The transcript has 7 exons. Lineage: Eukaryota; Metazoa; Arthropoda; Insecta; Lepidoptera; Pyralidae.